This is a messenger RNA of Mercenaria mercenaria, 7029 nucleotides long. RefSeq names its product WD repeat, SAM and U-box domain-containing protein 1-like. The record is from RefSeq and is a predicted model, not a curated record. The coding region runs from base 207 to 1742 and encodes 511 amino acids. The transcript has 12 exons. Lineage: Eukaryota; Metazoa; Mollusca; Bivalvia; Venerida; Veneridae. Gene Ontology annotation, molecular function: protein binding; ubiquitin-protein transferase activity. Gene Ontology annotation, biological process: protein ubiquitination.
UGGUAACAUCACAUGAUAUUUUGUAAACAAAAUGGCAGAAACUGUGACAUCAAAAUAUUACAAAAUUGCAAUAUUUGUAAUGUAAAAUUCGUACAGUGCAAGAAAUCACACCUAUUUGAUAUCGAUAACAACUGGCUAAACUGAACAUUUAGACUCUGGAUACUGGUAGUGUAGUUGACACUGUUAACCUUGUUCCGGUGACAAAAAUGGAAGCCCCAAGUAUAAUAGCCAGUCUGUAUCACACAAUCAGUUCACACACUUCUGAUGUUAAUGGAGUGUGCUUCUCCAAGACAAAGAUUUUAGCAACAUGUUCAGGAGACAAAACUGUGCGUCUUUGGGACACAGAUGAUUAUAGUGAAUUGCCAUGUUCUCCACUUUGUGGGCACACAUACUAUGUCCACUGUUGUACAUUCUCACCGUUUGGAACUCUGUUAGCUUCAUGCUCAACCGAUGGUAAAGUUAUUAUAUGGGACACAAAAACCGGAAAAAAGAAAGGUGUGUUACAGCACGACAGUAAAUCUCCGAUACGAGUGUGCCGUUUCUCGCCUAAUUCACAAAUGCUGGUUUCUGGAGGAGACGAUAACAACAUUUGUUUGUGGGAUAUAACUACAGAAACUCUCAUCAAUACAUUCCGUGGACAUGAGGGCACUGUAUUUGGCUGUGAUUUUACCCCAGACUGUCAACAUGUAGUGUCAGGGUCCAGUGAUGGGGAUCUACAGGUUUGGGAUGCCCGGUAUGGUCAUGGGAAAGCCUUGCUGCUGGAACUGGAAGGUCAUGACCUUGGAGUUACAUACUGUGAUUUCUCUCCAACAUUUGGUGUAUCAGAGCAGCCAGGACCGCCUACAGGCACCUCGAGAUUUCUGUUAGCAUCAUGCGGUCAGGACGAUGUCGUAAAACUCUGGGACUUCACUUCUAUAGCUGGAACUACAAGUGUGAUGUUGAAGGAGAGGCAGGUACUACGAGGACAUACAGGUACUGUGAUGCAGUGUAAAUUCUCACUGAAUGGCAAACUUCUAGCUUCAGGGUCAAUAGAUAAAACAGUGAGAUUAUGGGAUCCACUUACAGGAGCCGCUCUACAUGUUAUAGAAGGUCACAAGAGAUAUGUGACAUGUUGUGCCUUUUCGAGUGAUGGUCAGUAUAUAGCAUCGGGAUCCAAUGAUAAAACUGUCAUGGUUUGGAAACUACAAUCAGAACAACAGCUCUUCACUGCCUUAGAGACGAAGGAUGGACUGUAUAUUGAAGAUGUUCCACAGACAGUUGAUAUUGACAUGUCUAGCCAGAUAAAAUCUGAGGCGGAGAAGUGGACAGUAGAUGAUGUGUGCAAGUGGAUAGAGGAAAUAGGCCUCGACCAGUACAAGGAUAACUUUAGAAAGCACGAUAUUGAUGGACAGGAGUUGCUUACCUUGACUCAGGAAAGUCUUAUGACUGGAUUAGGUGUUGAUUCACUUGGUCACAGAAAUAAAAUUUUGCGAUGCCGAAGUAGACUUCUUGAACACCCGAUUGUUCAGCAGAGGGAUCAAGAUGCAGGUGUGCCGGAUGAAUUCUUAUGUCCAAUCACCAGGGAGAUUAUGAAGGAUCCUGUUAUAUGCUCAGAUGGAUAUACGUAUGAGCGUGCAGCCAUUACAAGCUGGAUACAGAAAGGGAAAGACAGAAGUCCGAUGACUAAUGCGGUGCUGGUUUCCAAGGAUCUCACACCAAACAGAAGUCUUAAAAUGAUCAUACAGCGCUACUUGAAUCCUUGAUUAUACACCAUAGCAACUGUGGUGGAUGUCAUGUGUGUGUAGUUUCAAUUAAGAUCAUCUGAACUACCAGUAUAGAAGGAUACUGUAGAGCCUUGGUUAUCCCAGAAUGCCUUUACAUGUGUCAAAAAAUUUCAUCUUCCGUAUUAAUAUCACAGUAUAGACAAAUUCAGAUGUAUAUAUUUUUUUGAAGAAGUUGAAUGAUUUUUAACAGUAGCUUUGCAUUAGUUUAAAACUCUCACAGCAUUUUAAGUGAAUUAUAGCGUCAUGUAUUGUACUUGUUAAACUUCAAAUCAAAUUGAUAAGAUAUAUUUAGAAAUGGAUAAUAGUGCAUGUAAUUUAAAGACAAAACCUUCAGUCUGAUGUAGUUUUCCUUUUGUAGGAAGUCAGUUCUAUGUAACCUAUGUAAAAUGCUUCUUGCUUGAUUUUAAGAAUUGGGCACUCAAAAAAAAAACAACAUUUAAGAAAACUGCCUUGACAAUCAAAACACUGCUAAUCAAAGUGAUUAUGUCAAAGACGUAAAUUUGCAGAACAUUUUUGAAAUAAUUUCAUUUAUAUAGAUUUAGUUAAAUCAAGAGCAUAGAUGGAAAUAAAUGAUAAAGUGAAAAGGUAAAUUUGUAACUUAUCUUAUUUUAUUUUUUGUGCAAAUUACAUACAAUUACUCUACUUAACAAGGCAUUACAAAAAUUAUUCAUUAGAUUGAAAUUACCAAGCAGGCAGAAUUUUGUAAUUUUAUGAAAUGACCACUAUAUGAAAAUAUAUGUGUUUAAGAAAUGACUACCGGUAUGUGGAAAAAUCGCUUAGAAAAUGUCUAGGUGUAUUUUGCUUUCAGUGCACAUGGGGAAAAUUGGCUUGUUUGCUUCAAAAGGUUUUAAUCCUUACCCUGCUAAAUUUAUAUAAUGAACUUUUCCAUCUUUCAAUUUUGACAGUACCAUUAACUGUUAAAAGGGGCGCUUGCCAAAAAUAUACUGACUGAAUGGCGAACAGUGCAGAUCAUGAUCAGACUGCACAGAUGUGCAGGCUGAUCAUGAUCUGCACUGGUCGCAAAGGCAGAAUCCAUCAUGUCAAGCAUAAGGGUUAAAACAAAAUGCUUUUGCUGGUUUGCAACAUGCAUCCAACAUAAGGCAGUUGUUAUAAAUUCAGAUAUACAAGAAAACAUUGUAAACAAUUUAUGAUAUUUUGAUAGUUUCUUUUAUUAUGCCCCUCUUCGAAGAAGGAGGGGUAUAUUGUUUUGCAGAUGUCGGUCGGUCGGUCUGUAUGUAGACCAAUCCGUUUCUGGAUGAUAACUCAAGAACCCUUGGGCCUAGAAUCAUGAAAGUUGAUAGGGAGGUUGUUCAUCACCAGCAGAUGACCCCUAUUGAUUUUGAGAUCUGUAUGUCAAAGGUCAAGGUCAAAGUGACCCUGAUUAGUGAUGACCUCUAUUGAUUUUGAGGUCAGUAUGUCAAAGGUCAAGGUCACAGUGACCAGGAACAGUAAAAUGGUUUCCGGGCAAUAACUCAAGAAUGCUUAGGCCUGUUGUCAAGAAAAUCGAUAGUGAGGUUGGUCAUGACCAGUAGAUGACCCCUAUAGAUUUUGAGUUAAUUAGGUCGAAGGUCAAGGUCACAUUUACCAGGAACAGUUAAAUGGUUUCUGAUCUUCUUGUCCAAAACCACAGGGCCUAGGCUUUGAUAUUUGGUAUGUAGCAAAAUCUAGUGGUCGUCUACCAAGAUUGUUCAGAUUAUUUCCCUGGGGACAAAUAUGGCCCCACCCUGGGGGUCACAUGGUUUAUAUAGACUUAUAUAGGAAAAAAACUUUGAAAAACCUCUUGUUCAAAACCACAGAUCCUAGGGCUUUGAUAUUUUGUAUAUGACAUCAUCUAGUGGUCCUCUACUAAGAUUGUCCAAAUUAUUCCCCUAGGGUCAAAUAUGGCCCCGCCCUGGGGGUCAAAUGGUUUACAUAGACUUAUAUAGGGAAAAACUUUGAAAAUCUUUCUGUCCAAACCACAUAGACUAGGGCUUUGAUAUUUUUAAUGUAGCAUCAUCUAGUGGUUAUCUACCAAGUUUGUUCAAAUUAUCCCUCUAGGGUCAAAUAUGGCCCCACCCCGGGGUCACAUGGUUCAUAUAGACUUAUAUAGGGAAAAAUGUAGAAUCUUCAUGUCUAUAACCUACAUCAUUCAAAUUUGGAUCACAUGUAUUGUUUCAAGUGGCAAGAUGAUCCUUGACAGGAGUUGACCUUGAUCUUGACCUACUUUCACAUUUCUGUAGCUACAGUCUUCAAAUUUGGACCACAUACUUAGGUUUGUGUACCGAAACAAACUUUGACCUUGUUAUUGACCUAGUGACCUACUUUCACAUUUUUGAAGGUAAAGGCUUCAGAUUUGGACCACAUGCAUAGUUUUGUGUUCUGAAAUAAGAUUUGACCUUGAUUUUGACCUAGUGACCUACUUUCAUAUUUCUCAAGCUACAGCCUUCAAAUUUGGACCACAUGCAUAGCCUUGUGUACCGAAAUGAACUUUGAUCUUGAGAUUGACCUAGUGACCUUCUUUGACAUUUCUGAAGCUACAGGCUUUAAAUUUGGACUGCAUGCAUAUUUUUGUGUUCUGAAUUGAAAUUUGACAUUGAUUUUUACCUAGUAUCUACUUUCACAUUUCUCACGCUACAGCCUCCAAAUUUGAAGCACAUGCAUAGUUCUGUCUGCCGAAAUGAACUUUGACCUUGAAAUUGAUUAGUGACCUACUUUCACAUUUCUCAAGCCACAGCUUUCAAAUUUGGACCACAUAGUAUUACACAGUGUUUUGUACCGAAAUGAAAUUUAACCUUGAAUUUGAUCUUGAGCUAGUCUUGAAAUUUGGAACAUUAAAAAAUUGGCUUGGUGGUCCGUGCCAAGAUCACUCUGUGAUCUCUAGUUAGGUUAAUAGGUUAAAGGUCAAGGUCAGAUUGGACCAGAACAGUAGAACUUUUGUUUACAGUGAGCUUAUAAUUUCUGUUCCUUGUGCAAUUACUGAAUGCAUCAAGGGGGGCAUUUCGUGUUCAACGAGCUCUUGUUAUAUUUUCAACUCUUGUGGUGAAAAAAAUCAGGUAUUGGUUUAUCUACUGUCUAGGAAUCUGUGUUUUCCCGCCAGCUUAGCUCAAUAGGGAGAGUGCAGAUCUAUAGAUGAAUUUACUGGCGAGGCUGAUGUUCUCACAGAUGAUUUGAUAAAAAAAAUUGUGUCAGAAAUCAUUUGUCCCCCACCUCUAAUACAUGUGGAGAAGUUGGCAGUUACUUGCAGAGAACAGGUUUGUACUGGUACAGAAUCCAGGAACACUGGUUAGGCUAACUGUCCACCGUUACAUAACUGAAAACUGUUGAAAAAUGGCGCUAAAUCUUGAACAAAUAGACAGUGGUAUCCCUGUAGAGUAUGUGAUACAUGUCAAAAUAUUGCUUAAACAAUGUCAGUGGAAUAGUGAAAAGUCAUUUGGUCUGUAGAACUGAAAUGUACCCAAUUUUCUUAGUAGUCUUGCACCAGAAAUAUGACUGUAUCCAUUUUGUCAUGCCAACCAGUAGAUCUGUUUUAAUUGUAAACAAUCUGAAGUUCUUAAAUAUUUUUGUGAUUUUUUUUCGAUUGUGGCGUACACAAGUGAUUGACUUUAUUUACUUUUCAAGUGUAUGCUUACGAUUAUGCUAUGUUGGCCUAAUCAGUUGUUGAUUUUUAUAAUUUUUAUUUAGUAAUUUGUUAUUGUUGUUGAAUCCAUUGUAAUGCCAAAUAGCUUAACAUUAUGUGCAAGUAAUGAAAAUGUGUAUUUGUCUGCAGUUUUAGUUGUUAUAUAUUCUAGAUUGUUAAGUUUGUGAAGGAGAUAUAUUUGUUUCUAUAUUUAGAUAUUGUGUCAUGAUUGCAUCUUUGUUAGUUUUUAGCUCGACUUUUCGAAGAAAAAGUAGAGCUAUUGCUCUCGCCCUGGCAUUGGCAUCACCGUUGGUUAAAGUUUUUGAUUAAGUCAAAUAUCUCUGUUACUAUCUAAGCUAUUGACUUGAAACUUAAAAUAGUUAUUUACUUUCAAAGUCUACACCAGGAGAAACAAUCACCAUAACUCUGAAAUGAAUUUUGACAGAGUUAUAACCCUUUCUAACUUAAGAAGUUUUUGGUUCAAGUUUUUGAUAAAAGUCAAAUACCUCUGUUACUAUCAAAGCUUUUGACUUGAAACUUAAAAUAAUUAUUUACUAUCAAAGUCUACACCAGGAGAAAUAAUCCCCAUAACUCUGAUUUGAAUUUUGACAGAGUUAUGCCCAUUUUUAACUUAAAAUGUUUUGGUUAAAGUUUUAUAAAGUUUUUACUGGUAAGCUCUAAUUCAGUCAAGCACUGAGAAAAGUCAAGCGUGCUGUCUUACGGACAGCUCUUGUAUUUUAAACUACUGACUUUUUAGAUAUGUUGAGAAAUGCUGAAAGCAUGUACGUACAGGCACGUUUACUCUGUUAUAAUCACCACUCUUAGAAGAAUCCAUAAGUUAUUUACAGUACAAGGUUAUAGAAGGUGCUGCAUUCCGGAAACAUCCAUGGAAAAGAACCUAUACACAAGACUGGUAUCUUACGGAAUUUUAGUAAUUUAAGAUGAGUGAUGGGGGAGAUAAGAACUCACAGUCCUUGGUUUUAUAGGUCUGGCCUUUUACCGUGGGUCCAGAGAUCCACUCCUACUAGUACCACAAUAGUAAUCACAAUCUGAUGGAUUAGUUAUGAAUAUGCAUGAAUAAAUCUCUUUAAUUAUUUUCAGUAUGGGUUAGUCGGCCUAUUAGUAAAGUAAAUGAUAAUAUGGUAAGUGUGUUGUCAAGGUACUACUUUCACUGAAUAAUUUUACUUCAGAAUCACCUUGCUCAAUGUUAUCUCAUUCUUGAAUAGAGAAUGGUUUGCUGUUUUUAUCAUGUUCAUCUGACGUAUUUAUGAAAACAAAUUGCGAUGAAAACUGAAAUCCAAGAAGUCUACAAAGCUUGUAAUGUAAGACAUAAUUUCAUUCAUGUACAGUGAAACUUCAUUCACUCGAACUCUUGUAAUUCAAACACUACUCUUCACUCAAACUCGCGAUCAGGUCCUGGCAAAAUCCCUGUGUAAUGUAUAUUAUUUGUUGGCUCAAACUACCAAUAAGUCAAACAAAUUCUGUCGGUUCGGAGGAGUUCCAAGUUAACAAAGUUCGACCGUAACUGAACUACUUCUUGUAGUUGUACUUUGAUCAAACUUUGUUAAUUUAACAAUAUUUAUUUGUUAUCAAGACCAUAAAAUUGUUUGUAGACUAGCUGUUACUUCUCAAGACAUUUCUAUGAAAAGAAAAUUAAAACAAGGAAAUACA